AAAUGUAAUUCAUACUCAAUACAUUGUCCAACGUACAAAUUCGUAGUUAUUUGUUUUAAAAUUUUGGUUGAUGUGCACAAAAUUUUUUGUUGUUUUACAAUAUAUUUGUUGUAUUUUAUUUUUACCAUAUUAAAUAAUAAUGAACAGAAAACGAUGUAAGGAAAUAAACCGUGAGCAAAUCGGCCGCCAAAAAUACUCCGAGUCGCUAAAUGACCUUUUGUCCAGUCUUGGAAUUCAAAGUAAAUCGGAUUGGCUAAGCUAUAUGGAAAAAAUUGCAAAAAAUGAAGCGGCUAAUACAAUCUCAUCGGAUUUGGACAGAAAGUGUGUUAAAAUGACUGAACAAAAAUUAUCUAACAGUACUAAGAAAUGGAGUGGUCUUAUUUAUCAACCUUUGGCCGAUAAAGAGUAUAAAGAGCUCAAUCGCAUGCAUUAUGGGGUAAAGAAACUGUUAAAGCAAAAACUACUAAUGACAGACAUCCCUGAAAAGGAAAACCUUCUCCAAACAUUGGGUGAAGUGAUUUGUAGGCACGGACCGAUCGAGCUUAUCAGUAACUUUGUGUUCACGAUGUUGAAGAUGGUUGAAUCGAUGUUUCAUGUGGAUGAGAGUAUGCUACUUAUUCCAGUGGAGAGAGCAACCCAUGGUUCUGGAUUCCCUUUGAUUCCGCCAAGUAUUGAUGAGCCAAUUAUUCUGUUUCUGGAUAGAAUAAGGAACGCCCUUAAAAAAACAAGGCAAGAUGAUAAGACAGUUGGUUAUUUAAACAACGAUGAUUACAAAGAUUGAUUAUUGAUUGAAUCUAAAAAAAAUGUUAACAAAUUUUAGUUUCCUCGUAAUUUAACUUUUGGACUGCCAUUUGACUUAGAUUAUAAACAGCAAACAUUUUCUAAUCAAUAAAAAGAGAUGCAUCAUAA
This is a messenger RNA of Drosophila ficusphila, 909 nucleotides long. RefSeq lists its product as uncharacterized. NCBI's taxonomy places the organism in Eukaryota, Metazoa, Arthropoda, Insecta, Diptera, Drosophilidae. The transcript has 2 exons. The coding region runs from base 140 to 781 and encodes 213 amino acids. The record is from RefSeq and is a predicted model, not a curated record.